Molecule: messenger RNA, 354 nt
Organism: Paramecium tetraurelia
Lineage: Eukaryota; Ciliophora; Oligohymenophorea; Peniculida; Parameciidae
Exons: 3
Cellular component (GO): intracellular membrane-bounded organelle
Molecular function (GO): phosphatidylinositol binding
Source: RefSeq, a predicted model, not a curated record
AUGCAAACAGUAAAAAUACAUAAAACCUUUGCUGAAUAUCAAAUUGAAGUGAAUGAAUAAGGAAAAAUAUGGAUUAUGGAAAUACGCUAUAGUACACUGUGGCAAUUCUAUCAAAAACUUAAGAAACUUUUUGGCAUCUAAUUGACCUUUCCAUCCAAACACAUAUUCGGGAACUUAUGUCCAGAUACAUUGAAAAAAAGAGCCAUCGGAAUUCAAUAGUUUCUACAGGAACUGAGCAGUAAUUAUAAACUCAUUAAUUCUGACGAGUGCUCUUAAUUUCUGACGAAGUAAAAACACUAUGGAACCCACAUUAUCGAUCUUACUGAAAUAGAAGAAUUUUCAUUGGAUACCUGA